This is a messenger RNA of Ascochyta rabiei, 2178 nucleotides long. RefSeq lists its product as uncharacterized. Bases 1 to 2178 code for a protein of 725 amino acids. The record is from RefSeq and is a predicted model, not a curated record. Gene Ontology annotation, molecular function: protein binding. Lineage: Eukaryota; Fungi; Ascomycota; Dothideomycetes; Pleosporales; Didymellaceae. The transcript is spliced from 3 exons.
AUGAUGCCGAAACACAUCUCUUGCACAGCGACAAAUGUACAGCUAGGAGUUAGAAGGUUCCCUGACCGUCAUGAACGACCGCUAAUCAAGGCGUGGCGGUGUGAUCUGACCGCUCUGUCUCGGAGUCACAACUUCUAUUUCGUAGCAUGCAAUGACGCUGUCCACGUCUAUCGGCCCAAGUUCCCGGAUCAGUCGAUAGCAGGCGAACCGGACCUGGUACUGUACCCGCCGAUAUCAUCGCCAUACCUGCAGCCCGGGAUCGACUAUGAAGACUCGCAUUCCAUCACCAGACUCCACGUCGACUACCUAGGCCAGGACGAGAUCAUCCUCAUCACCUGCGAUGAUGGCGACGUGGUCGGGUACCGCACUGAAGAGAUCCAGCGCGUGCUCGACAAGCGAAUGGAGAGUUCAGACAAUGAGCAAGAAUUUCAAACUGAUGACUCGGUGAGGACGUUCUUGCACCGCAACGUUGGCGCCAGCGCCUGGGGUUUGGCUAUCCAUAGGGAAGCGCGCAUGAUCGCCAUCAGCGCCAACACCCACAAAGUCACUGUCCUUGCCUACGCGUUAGCCAAAGCAGAUGGACCUUCAAACGACUCCUCGGACUCCGACUCCGAAUUGGAGGACUGUCCUGGAGAAGAGGACCCAGCGGACUUCCCUUCUCCACGGUGUCAAGACCAUGUCAUUACUCUCUCCGCACGACACAACGUCCCCGCAGUCUCCUUCAACAAUAGCGGCGACGACGCAUCGGGGAGGUGGCUUUCGAGUAGCUCGAUCGACGGCGAAGCCACAAUAUGGGACCUGCACCACCCAAAGCAGUCUGCCCGGACCAUCCAGCUCGGCUUCUGCGCGAGUGUCAAGGACCCUACCAAGGCUCCGAAGCUCAGUGCCGGGAGCUGCGCAUGUAUGAGACCCAGCAACUUCCCCCACGCUGUCUGGAGCACCAUGUUUCUGGAUGCAAGCACUGCCCAUGAAGAACCUCCACCUCCACUCUCAACGUUGCCGUCGCAGCGCGCUGUGCCCUAUCUAUGGGAUGUCAGUGGGUGUAAGACGCGUUUCACCCUCAAAGAGCGGAAGACGUCAUCGAACGAUGUCAUGUACGACGAAGAGUCGAGUGAGAUGGACGUGUCGGAGUCUGAUUCCGACGCCUCGGACGACAGUCAGUCGCCUCCAUCAGCGCCGACAGAGUUCGACGACAGCGCGCAGUCACAUCAAUUAGAAGAAGCCUCCGAUGCAAAUGCCGAAGAUGUUGGCGCGGCUGGGCCAUCUCAGAUAUCCACUCAGUCCUCGGAAAAUCUUGCUGUUACAGAUACACCCGAACUUGAUGAAGCCGCGCUCGAGGCUUUCAUCUCUUCGCAUUUCGAGCUGCAGUACGGGUCACCGCCACCAGCACUCAGCAAUGCCAUCAAUGUUUUUGGCGUGUGGUUUCACCCUCCAGGGACCACUAACGAAGCCACCGCAGAGGAUGACGAUGACGAGAGCGAUACGGAUGAUGAAAACGGCACGACAUCCACCACUCAUAGUCACAUGGCGUUCAUCAAUUCUGCUCGACCUACGCGGGCGUAUUGCGAGAUUACGACUGCGCCUCGCUUCGAAAAGCAGCCGCAAAGCACAUCCCCCCUUCUUAUAGUCACGAAAGAAGACAUAUAUCUCUAUCAACGACCGCUCGACUACAGCGGCGACCAUCUUGACCCAACCGUCACCAUCCGCCGACCGCUCCACCCAGCUGAACGGAACACCAGGUGGCCAUUCAUCCCCGGCUCGCACGAUCGGCACUGCUACACGACGCAAAUCCCCGAACUUGGCGUCUUCAUCAUCGCCUCCCCGAACGGACGCGCGGGCAUCUUCAGCCUGACCAAAACACAAUUCCAGCCAGACGCUCGCCCAAUCCACAGCUUCAAGCUCGAGUACGUACUCCCCUUUGCCAACGACGACGAAGACAAGAUCUGCCACGUCGACGGCGCGAGACUGGUUGGCGUCGCGGCUGGACCUGUGCAAGGCAUGCUCGAUGAGCCCGGCGAAAGUGGUAAUAGUGGGGAGGAUGGGAUCGGAGGGGGGAAGAAGCCUGGUAGUCGGCGGUGGAGGCUGAUGAUGUAUUUCACCGACCAUACUGUCUUGGCUUUUGAGCUGGGGACGCGCAGGGCAGGCGAGGUGCCCGAGGUUGGCGAGUUGAUCGUCUAG